AUGAACUCGAAUCUUGCGGCCUCCAGCGUCAAGGAAGAUCCGAACUUUGACAUGAUGAAAUACGGGCCGUCGCCAAUUAGUGCUCCUUCGGACAUUAUAUUCAACUCUCUCUGGAACACCUGUGGUGGCUUUCCCGAGAUGACUUAUGCCCCAGGCGAGUACCUGAACAACAAGGGCGAGUCCUACGAUUGCUAUACAGACUCGCAAAAUGUCGGUGGCAACGAAUUCGUGGAAUGGUCCAGCAACACUUCCAGCAUAUUGAACUCGCCCAUCACAGGAGCACCAAGCGAGGCUUCUUACAACGACUUUUUGUCACCCACAGCGCUCGGAAACACUCCUCCCUGGCACACGGAUUCAUUCGACCAGCGAACCUCCUUUGCCGCAGCAGAUGACACCGUCCCCUCGUCAGCAGCAUCAGGCCGAGCCUCCAUGCAGCAGCCCAUGUCGCCCAUCGCCAGCAAGACCAAAGUGUCCAAGCGAAAGGCAAAGAGUCUUUCUAAAUCCCUUUCUCGAACCGAUACCAAGUCCAAAUCCAUUUCAUCCGCUAGCUCCUCGUCCUCCUCGUCCUCCAUAGCUUCCAACCGAUGCUCAAACAGUGGCCAUGGCGGCAACCACAAUAUCACACUCCGCACAGCGAGCCGCAAGCCGAAGCUGAGCACACGGCCCGAAGACAAUGGCUGCAACUCGCGCGACUCCUCCCCAUGCUCCCCCGAUGGCGGGGGCGACAGUCUGACGUCCGAAGAGCGUCGUGCUCGCCAGAACCACAAUGUUGUCGAGAAGCAGUACCGAAAUCGGCUCAACAUCCAGUUCGAACGACUUCUUGCCAUCCUUCCCGCCAACCAGACCGACAGCGACGGCGCCUCGCGUCACGGAGAGUUUGAUGACCGCCGCAUGAGCAAGGCCGAGGUUCUCGACAUGGCUCGACGCCGAAUCCACUCAUUGGAGCAGGAGCGAAAGCAGCUGCACGCCGAGCGCGAGGCACUACUGGAGAACGUGAACAUAAUGCAGCACGCCUCUCAACGCCGGCGCCUGGGCAUGAUGGGUAACGCAUCCUGA
This is a messenger RNA of Grosmannia clavigera kw1407, 1056 nucleotides long. Its product is annotated as helix-loop-helix DNA-binding domain containing protein. Gene Ontology annotation, molecular function: RNA polymerase II cis-regulatory region sequence-specific DNA binding; protein dimerization activity; DNA-binding transcription factor activity, RNA polymerase II-specific. NCBI's taxonomy places the organism in Eukaryota, Fungi, Ascomycota, Sordariomycetes, Ophiostomatales, Ophiostomataceae. The coding region runs from base 1 to 1056 and encodes 351 amino acids. Gene Ontology annotation, biological process: regulation of transcription by RNA polymerase II. The record is from RefSeq and is a predicted model, not a curated record. The transcript has 2 exons.